Molecule: messenger RNA, 565 nt
Organism: Oppia nitens
Lineage: Eukaryota; Metazoa; Arthropoda; Arachnida; Sarcoptiformes; Oppiidae
Product: mitochondrial import inner membrane translocase subunit TIM14-like
Exons: 5
Coding region: 164-511 (115 amino acids)
Biological process (GO): protein import into mitochondrial matrix
Cellular component (GO): PAM complex, Tim23 associated import motor
Molecular function (GO): ATPase activator activity
Source: RefSeq, a predicted model, not a curated record
AUUGAUUACAAACAUUGUAUUGAAAUAUAUUAAUAGUAAUUGUUUUGUAAUACUGUACUAACAAACAGUGUAUUAAUAAUUACAUCACUUUUCUUAUCAAUGUUUGUUUUGAAACACAUUUUCCAUAACCAUUGAGGAGAUAAUUAAGAUUAUCACCAAUUAAAUGUCGACAUACAUUACGGCUGGUCUGGCUUUGGCCGCCAUAGGCUUUGGAGGAAGAGCGAUAUUACGGCGAUCACGAGGUUUGACUGAAAUGUUGAACAAAUCUUUGCCUACUUCUGGAUCGUUUACAAAUAGUAAGUACUAUAAGGGAGGCUUUGAAUCCAAAAUGAGUCGACGAGAGGCCGGUCUUGUGCUGGGAAUCAGUCCGUCGGCUACUAAGACAAAGAUAAAAGAGGCUCACAAACGGAUUAUGCUUUUGAAUCAUCCCGACAAAGGUGGAUCACCAUAUUUAGCCGCCAAGAUUAACGAAGCAAAAGAUCUGCUUGAAUCCAACCGAUCCGUAAAAUGAGGACAUUAUUAUCAUUGAGUUUAUAAAUUAUUAUUUAGAUAUCAUUGUAUAUAA